CGCGGCCGUCCAAAACCGUGACGCGCCCGUCGCGCGCGUGGAACAGACAGUGGAUAGGAGGCGGGCGCGCGCGGGGCUCGUGAUGGAAGAAUGACCGGUGACCACCACAUGGGGAUUGGCGGACGCGGCACCGGCACGCAGAUUUCCCCGGAUGGGGCGUGUGCGGCUGCCGGGGCCGCAUCGUGUGCACGCCAAAUUCUCCCGUCCUCUUCCCCCCUCCUCGACACCAGCUUAGCCAGGGCCAGGCUACGCAGCAGCUGCUACCUUAUCCCCACCCGCUGGCAGCACUCUGGCAGAUAUUACCCCCCCAGCUGCUCUACCCCCGUUGGCUGCUUCUUCUCCCCACCCUCGCCUCAACUUCUCUGCCGUUCCCUCCGAUCACCAGCUGCUUGUGCUGCUGCUGAGCCAAGGGUAGCGAUGAACAUCUUGAACCAGCCCAUCAACCCAGGCGGCCACCCGGUGUUCCCGGCGGCCAAGGAGAGCGGGCAUCUCACGCCGGCGUCGGUGCGCUUCGACGGCGUGCCGGCGGCGCAGCCGAGCACGGCGGCCGCGGGCCGGCCGAGGUGGCAGGCGCAGACGCUGCGCCGGGCCAGCAGCUACGUCGGCGCCGAACACGACGGGACCACCCCCACCGCGUCCGUCCCGGUCCCGGUCCCGGUCCAGGCCGCGGCCCUGGCGCCCGUCCCGUUCAAGCCGAUCACGCUCGACUUCCUGCGGUCGCUCGUGGACACGAACUGCAGCAUGACCCCCGUCGCCCCGGACGCCGAGGCCUGCGCCCCGCCGCCGCCGAAGAUGGUCGCACUCCGGGUGGUGGUGACCUCCGCCGUGGAGCUGGACGCGCGCCAGACCGAGCUCAUCGCGCGCAAGAUGCGCCGCCUCACCGGGUUCGUCAACCUCAAGGUCGAGAACGUCGUGGACACGUCCCUCAUCGCCGGAUUCGUCAUCUGCUACGGCACCGACGACUCGCACGUCAUUGAUCUCAGCGUCAAGAGCCAGCUCGCCGCGCUCAAGAACCGUGUCGACUCCAUCGACCAGACCGUCCAUGCCCACGGACACCCACACCACUGCUGAACGAUCCUAAGAUUCCAACACCUGAUGCACUGGAGCAAGGCGCGCCAUCGCUACCCCGUGCUACAGCUUACUAUACAAGCCUAUCUCCAUGAUGAUUAUGAGACUACCAUAUACAGAACCGAGCGCCAUGGCAACAACAGUUUUCCUAUCUAAAGUUGUUGUAAAUGGCAAGAAAACUUAGAUGUUACCUUCUUCCUGAGCCUAUAUGCGUUCUAUUGCUAAAAAACAAACGUUGUUGUAUAUAUCAUCCAUGCGGAAACAGCGGCUUCUAUGGUGUAAAGUUUAUAUGCUAUUGCAAGCUUGAAGUUUGUGUA
Messenger RNA from Sorghum bicolor (sorghum), 1385 nucleotides. RefSeq lists its product as uncharacterized. Gene Ontology annotation, biological process: photosynthetic electron transport in photosystem I; photosynthetic electron transport in photosystem II; proton motive force-driven ATP synthesis. Lineage: Eukaryota; Viridiplantae; Streptophyta; Magnoliopsida; Poales; Poaceae. The record is from RefSeq and is a predicted model, not a curated record. Gene Ontology annotation, cellular component: chloroplast thylakoid membrane. Bases 91 to 1071 code for a protein of 326 amino acids. The transcript has 2 exons. Gene Ontology annotation, molecular function: proton-transporting ATP synthase activity, rotational mechanism.